AUGCGCUCCAAUGGUGCCGGGCACUUGGGGAAUGACACUUUUAUGGCUGUUAUACGUGACGACACAGAAAAUAUGUUCCUUGUGACAAAAAAGCUGGUGGAGGAGCCCGUCACGUUGUACCCGUUGCCGCGUCGGGUGCGCUUCAAUCCACGAAGUGACAUCGCUUCUAUGGAUGCUGACAUUUCAUCGGAGACACCUGCGUUCACGAGGAUGAAGGAACGAGACGCGGCGACACCGCAUUCUCAGUUGGACAGCCCACAACAAGAGGUGCGGUGCAGCCUUCAUACCUCCGCUGACGGAAAGCUGGUGGCUGUAAUAAGCACAGGUCGGCUAAAUCAUUAUCUGAUCGAUGUGCUGAGCGCCCGUGUCUGUGAGUUUAAGACAACGGCUGUUGUGACUGGCGUGGCGUGGCAUCCAACCAGCCCCAGGCGUCUUAUGCUCCUCUUGGCGACAGGAACGCUCCUCCUUCUUUUUGCCGACACCGCAGUCUUGGGGGUUGUUUUUCAAGACCGGCAGAAAGUUCAUCUCAGUGAGGUCAUUCUGGACUAUAAGUAUUAUAUCCUCAACGGCGAUAACGUCGCCCCAACGGAUCAACUGGAGGAUCUGCGCGGCCGCAAGCGUGAGUCGCUGAUGUCAAAAACAACUCCCAAGGCAGUUGAGCACAAAGCCGCGGCAUUGAUUAAGGACCGCGAGGCAUCACCACCAGCAGCGACCCGAAGUAAUUCAUCAUCGUCAUCAUCAGAAUCUGCUGCCCAGGCAAGUAAAAUCUCCUUUGAAGAUAACAACGGGGAGGAACAGAAGGAAGAGCAAUGGAAAGAAGAGGAUAAUAUUCGGGAAAAGACGUCAUUACGGAUAAUGAG
Trypanosoma cruzi is the source of this 860-nucleotide messenger RNA. RefSeq lists its product as uncharacterized. The record is from RefSeq and is a predicted model, not a curated record. NCBI's taxonomy places the organism in Eukaryota, Euglenozoa, Kinetoplastea, Trypanosomatida, Trypanosomatidae. The annotation marks the transcript as partial. The transcript has a single exon.